AUGGAUCCUUUUGCCAGAAAAAUCGCUAUUGAGUCAUGGAUCUUAUAUGGAGUGGGGCUUUUGAUUAUCGGAUGUCGCCUGCUUAUGACGAAAGAGCAUUUAGUUGUGAAAAUUGUUGCGGGAUAUGUAGUGAUCUCCUUUAUUGUCAUUGAGGUCCUUUUCUUGGGAGUCUGGUGCAGGCCGAUCAGCCAUUACUGGGAACUUGAAGCUGAAGACUUCCAAUGUUCCACCUACUUCAACCAUUUGAUUACGACAACCGUUCUCAACAUUUCCUCGGACUUGAUGAUGUUGUGUAUUCCAUUGCCGCUCUUCAUCCGAUCACACUUGCCUCUCAAGCAGAAGGUUGCAGUGUGUGCUGUGUUCAGUCUUGGUGGGAUCGUUGUCUGUGAACCCCAAUACACUCCAGCUGAGAUAAACCGCUGA
Messenger RNA from Aspergillus oryzae RIB40, 423 nucleotides. RefSeq lists its product as uncharacterized. The transcript is spliced from 6 exons. The coding region runs from base 1 to 423 and encodes 140 amino acids. Lineage: Eukaryota; Fungi; Ascomycota; Eurotiomycetes; Eurotiales; Aspergillaceae. The record is from RefSeq and is a predicted model, not a curated record.